Molecule: messenger RNA, 885 nt
Organism: Paramecium sonneborni
Lineage: Eukaryota; Ciliophora; Oligohymenophorea; Peniculida; Parameciidae
Source: the annotation of a GenBank genome assembly
AUGAAGCACUUAAUUAAAGAUACUUAAAAAACUACAGAAGCUUCUAAUCCACCUAUAACAUAAAGAUUAAAAAGGGUCAACUCUCUUGGUAUUUUAGAAUCUCCUUUUAAAAACAAUAAUAACAAUAAAUUCACCUUCAACUAAACUUCUAUUAAGAAAGAUAAAUAUGAUAAAUUUAGAUAAUUUACUUCACAAUUAACAUCAAUAAAAUCUUAACUCUAAAAAUAUAAUCUCGAUAAUCUAGAUCAACAAUCCUAAAUUUAGUCUUGUUAUAUGAGCAAUUUAUCUAGCUAAUAAUCAAUUAAAUCAUUUCAAAAUUCAAUUAAGCGUAAGAGUUAAACCAACCUAGACACAUAUUAUCAAUUAAAUGACUCCCAAUUUUAUCGUAAUCGUGUGAAUAGUUCCAAUUAUUCACUUAAUAAAUUCAAAAAAUAUAAUAUUCAAACAGUUGAAGAAAUAAAAAAUGGAAGAGGCAGAAAAGUUUAUGAAAAUGGAUUUCUUUAUGAAGGCGAAAUGUUAGAUGGUCUAAGAUCAGGAAAUGGCACACUCAGAGAUUCUAAUUUAAAUAUCAUUUAUUAAGGAGAAUGGUUUAAUGAUCACUUUGAAGGACGAGGAAGAUUAAUCAACUUAGAUUAUUAAGAAGACAAAUUUAAUUUAAACAGUUUUAAAUAAUUUUAAUUAGUUUAACAUUAAUUUACUACUUAUGAAGGAGAAUUCAGAAAUGGGUAAUUCUUUGGGCAAGGUGUAAUGUCAUUUAAAUGUGAAGGUGAAUUAUUCAAAUUUAUUGGAGGAUUUUCAUAAGAUUUAUUCCAUGGUAUUGGAACCCUAUAAUAAAAUGAUUAAAUUAUUUUGUAAGGAAAAUGGAUUUAUGGAUGCAUGGUUUGA